UCAUAGGCCAACAUCCUUCUGAUUCUCAAUCUACUCCAUGGCAGCUUCUUCUCAUUUUAUGCACAUGGACACCGUUAACCAAGUCGCCGGCGCCGCCUGGCCGGCGCUCCAAGUCCCGAACUUCAAAUCAUUUUCUCCUUCUUCGUUGCCAACCUCCCAAGCUCUUGUUUCCCCUUUUUCUGCUUUUAGCCCCACUGAUUUCCUGGACUCGCAUGCGUUUGAUUUCUCUUUCCAAGUGCUCGAACCGCAGCCGAGGCCGCCACCGUCGAGCGACAUGGUCUCGGUGGAGCAACCGGCGUGGGAUUUCGGUGAGACCGUGAAGCAACAACCCGAGUUGAAUAACAAGAAGGUUGAAGACGGAUAUAAUUGGAGGAAAUACGGGCAGAAGCAGAUGAAAGGAAGUGAGAAUCCACGGAGUUAUUACAAGUGCACGUACCCGAAUUGUCCCACGAAGAAAAAAAUGGAAACUUCUUUGGACGGACAGAUAACCGAGAUUGUUUACAAGGGUAGCCAUAACCAUCCCAAGCCUCGAUCGGCUAGAGGUUCUCGGACUUCGUCGUCCGAGAUAUUGGAUCGAUCGGUCGGCUCCUUUCUGUUGCAGGAUGAGACAUCGAGUUCCGUUGACAAAGACGAGUUCGACAAAGCUUCGACCACAAGUAAUGGUGAUGACAUCAAUGAAAAUGAACCUUAUUCCAAAAGAUGGAAAGGUGAAAACGAGAUCGGCGGUGGCGUCAGUUGCGGUAGCAAAGCCUUGAAAGAGCCGAGAUUAGUGGUGCAAACGACGAGCGAUGUCGACAUUCUUGACGAUGGGUAUAGAUGGAGGAAGUAUGGGCAGAAAGUAGUCAAAGGGAACCCCAAUCCAAGGAGCUACUACAAAUGUACGAUGAUAGGUUGUCCGGUUAGAAAACACGUCGAGCGAGCGUCCCAUGAUUUGGGAGCCGUGAUAACAACUUACGAAGGGAAGCACAUCCAUGAUGUUCCAGCCGCACGUGGAAGCGGCUACGCGAUGAACAGGCCAUUAACCGCAACCGUGAACAACGUUAAUGCUCCCAUUGCCAUGCCUAUUAGGCCUUCAGCUGUCCCCAGUCAACCUAACAGUAUAAGUUACACCAACUCUGGAAUUACAUUGGACAUGCUGCAGCACAACUAUGGUGGAUUCAGGUUCUCGAGAUCGGGAAAGCCGAUCAGCUCCUACAUGAGCCAAAUACAAUUCUCGAACGAGGUAUUCGCCAAGGAUGAACCCGGAGAUGAUUCAUUUCUGGAUGGAUUCCUGUCUUGAAAAGGGAAAUACCGAGUGUUCAAUACACAGAACUAGUGCAUUUAUUCAUUUGUUUAAUAAAUAAUCUCUUAAACUUGAACACUGUUCAGGAUUUGACAAAGUGAAAUCUUCUUUCUUUUUUUUCACA
This is a messenger RNA of Hibiscus syriacus, 1406 nucleotides long. RefSeq names its product probable WRKY transcription factor 33. The transcript has 4 exons. Gene Ontology annotation, biological process: regulation of DNA-templated transcription. Bases 38 to 1279 code for a protein of 413 amino acids. The record is from RefSeq and is a predicted model, not a curated record. NCBI's taxonomy places the organism in Eukaryota, Viridiplantae, Streptophyta, Magnoliopsida, Malvales, Malvaceae. Gene Ontology annotation, molecular function: DNA-binding transcription factor activity; sequence-specific DNA binding.